UUCCUCAUUCUGCAAAAAGAAGAUUCAGUCAGUGAAGUCUCAGUAUUCAGACACACAAGUAUCUCUGAACCAUUCUGGACAGCUUCGUCAUGGUAGGACUGGUGUUGUUCGUCGUUCUCAUCACAGGUUCCUUUCACAUGAUUCAAAUUCAAGCUCUUCUUCCACCUAAACUGGUAGUGAGCACACUGUCGAUCAGAGAGACAGACACAGUAACACUGGACUGUCAGUGUCCACCUGGUGCAUUUCAGUGUUAUCUCUACACUGAGGGAGGACAAACCAAAAUGUCCUCAUGUCAGAAGACACUGUCAGGGAGCGAGCUGCUGCUGAUGGCAGGUCAGAGUUCCCCCGCUGAGGUUAAAGUGAAAUGUUUUUUCACUGUAAAGGAUGGAGAUGUAGAUCGUCCAUCUCCACACAGUGAGAUAUCUUCCAUUACCAUACACAGUUCUUUUCAUGAGAUUCAAAUUCAAGCUCUUCUUCCACCUAAACUGGUAGUGAGUAAACCUGUGAUCACAGAGACAGACACAGUCACACUGGACUGUCAGUGUCCAACUGUUGCAUUUCAGUGUUAUUUCACUGUGGGAGGACCAACCAAAAGGUCCUCAUGUCAGAAGACACUGUCAGGGAGAGAGCUGCUGAUGGCAGGUCAGAGUUCCCCUGCUGAGGUUAAAGUCAGAUGUUUUUACACUGUAAUGUCUGGAAAUGGACAUUCUUCGUCUCCACACAGUGAAAUAUCCUCCAUCGCCAUACAGACUCCUCUUCCACCUAAACUGGUAGUGAGUACAUCAGUGAUCACAGAGACAGACACAGUCACACUGGACUGUCAGCGUCCACCUGGUGUGUUUCAGUGUUAUUUCUACACUGAGGGAGGACCAACCCAAAGGUCCUCAUGUCAGAAGACACUGUCAGGGAGCGAGCUGCUGCUGCUGGCAGGUCAGAGUUCCCCCGCUGAGGUUAAAGUGAGAUGUUUUUUCACUGUAAAGGAUGAAGAUGUAGAUCGUCCGUCUCCACACAGUGAAAUAUCCUCCAUCACCAUACACAAAUCUGUGGAAAUCGAGUCACACACGAUGCAAACUACGCAGUUUCCUAUGACCUCAGGACCUCCUGCUUCAACUCCUGUAACGUCUAUAAAAGGUCUGACUGUCAGUACAAGGAACCCUAUGGCUCUGACUGUCACCACAUCGAGGAACACUAAGGAACAUGUUAGCACGUCUUCGCCAACGCCAGAGAAACCAGAAUCUGUUGAAAUCGAGUCACACACGAUGCAAACUACGCAGUUUCCUAUGACCUCAGGACCUCCUGCUUCAACUCCUGUAACGUCUAUAAAAGGUCUGACUGUCAGUACAAGGAACCCUAUGGGAAAUGUUAUUUCUACUCUACGAACGCCAGGGGAAGUAACUUCAGCUCUGACUGUCACCACAUCGAGGAACGCUAAGGAACAUGUUAGCACGUCUUCGCCAACGCCAGAGAAACCAGAAUCUGUUGAAAUCGAGUCACACACGAUGCAAACUACACAGUUUCCUAUGACCUCAGGACCUCCUGCUUCAACUCCUGUAACGUCUAUAAAAGGUCUGACUGUCAGUACAAGGAACCCUAUGGGUAAUGUUAUUUCUACUCUACGAACGCCAGGGGAAGUAACAUCAGCUCUGACUGUCACCACAUCGAGGAACGCUAAGGAACAUGUUAGCACGUCUUCGCCAACGCCAGAGAAACCAGAAUCUGUUGAAAUCGAGUCACACACGAUGCAAACUACGCAGUUUCCUAUGACCUCAGGUCUGACUGUCAGUACAAGGAACCCUAUGGGUAAUGUUAUUUCUACUCUACGAACGCCAGGGAAAGUAACUUCAGCUCUGACUGUCACCACAUCGAGGAACGCUAAGGAACAUGUUAGCACGUCUUCGCCAACGCCAGAGAAACCAGCUCUGACUGUCACCACAUCGAGGAACGCUAAGGAACAUGUUAGCACGUCUUCGCCAACGCCAGAGAAACCAGACAUGAGGAUGUGGACACUGAAGGCGCUGGGAGUUACAGCUGCUUUUGGAGUCACUGUGGGUUUCAUCUCACUGGGACUGACCUUUCAUUGCACCACAAGAAAAAGUGGUAACGAGAAACCGAACAAACAAGAGCCUCAAAAUGAACAAUCAGUCAUUUACCACAAGUACGACACCAUCUCCGAGGAGCCGUCUGCAUCAGCCCCAAACGACAUGGUGUACAGCACCUUGCAGCCGGUUUAGAGGAAGACACAGGAGACUGCCCACAGAUCUGUCUUUAAACCAUGUAUAAUUUUAGCCUUGUCUAUCAUACAGCACUUUAUGAUCUAAUACAGAGUGAAAAUGAUGUGGGUAAUGUACGUGGUCUGGUGUUAAUCUGCAAACUGACAGGAAACUGCAGGGUCUCUGCUGGCUGUCUCUUUAUCUGUCAGAGAGGGAGCAGCAGGUCGAGGUUGAGGGCUGUCACUCUGAACCUUAUUGAUUACCUUAUUGAUUACUGGUUGCUGUAUGCUACCUGAACAGGCACCUGCUGGGAUCAACAAAUCAAAGUGGUGGAUUUGAGAUUCCUGAAAUAGUUAAUAAUGAGACUGUGGUUGUUGAGAAGCCACUUCCUAUAACAUGGCUUAUAACAGACAACAUCAUAAGUCAUAUAGUGUAUGGAAAUGUACUCUAUUGAUAUUUACUGUAAUAUAUAAUAAUAAGGAUGUCGUGUAUAGAUUCUCUUCUUCAAGAGGUCACCCAACUUUUUCCAAUCCAAAUGAGCAGUUUAUUUUCCAUUGUCUGUCUUGGCUGAGAGAAAAACAUUAGUAUCUAAUCGCUUCAAACGUGAGAGGCUGUUUCUGUUUCUGUCUCUGUUACGUCACUAGGCUGUUGUUGAGUCUCUCUGGAUUUCGGAAGCAGAUUUAGAAUCAGAAACCUGGAUAAGAUAUAAUUGGCAUUGGCAUUCUCAAAUUUGUCAUUGCUGCUCCCUUCAUCUCUGUCAGACAAUUUCUUUUGUAUUAAAACUUUUAAAAUGUAUACAUUUCUCCAUUUAGACUAUGUCUUUUCCAGUGUUGGGAGUAACGCGCUACAAAGUAACGCGUUACUGUAAUUCCACUACUUUUAGCGGUAACGAGCAUGUAACGAAGUAUUUUUUUAAUCAAGUAGCGCAGUUACAAUAUCUGAAAUUGAAAUGAGUUCGUUACUCGCGUUACUCUCUUUUGAGAAAAGUGAUCACUUGCAGACAAGAAGACAAGUGAACCAGAUCCCCCGAAAGAUGGUCGAGACUUAAACUGAUGUUCUGGUCGUUUGUUUGAGCCGUCCUUGUAACACCGUACACCUUAAUACAACUUUGAACAACUUAGAAACACCUUAAAACAACCGUGGACACCGUAAGACAUUGUGCAUCUUCGGAGGGUUGCUAUAAACAUAAAUCUUUUCUGUAGCGCCGUUGUAGUCAUAACAGGAUGUUCGCGACUCUACAGGAACCGUUUCAAAAUAAAAUCAUGUACUAUUUUCACAAUAAAACAUUUUCACAAUAAAAUAACAGAAGUAACUUAAAAGUUACUUUGCCUAGUAACUAAUUACUUUUGAUAUACAGUAACUGGUGAAGUAAUUCAAUUACUUUUAAAAGAAGUAACUAGUAACUGUAACUAAGUACUAAUUUUCAGUAACUUGCCCAACUCUGGUCUUUUCCCAUGAACGUUGUGAGUAUUGUUAUUCUGUCGAUGUGCUCUGCUACACGUGCCAUCUAUUGCACUUCUGUCCGUUCGGGGAGAGGGAUCACUCAAAUGUGGCUCUUUCUGAAGUUUCUAUGUUUCUUUCCUAAUAAGAUAGUUUUUUUUUUCUCUUUACUGUACAGGAUUAAGGGCAGAGGAUGUUACACCUUGUUAAACCCUAGGAGGCAAAUUGUGAAUAUGGGCUAUUCUAAUAAAUUUGAUUGAUUUGAUAUACAGACAUGCAACUUGUUUCUGUUAUGUCGUUUCUAAGAAGAAAGGAGAGUUAGCAGCUGUGUCUGGUGAGAACUAAGUUGAUCAUAAAAUAAAAAAAGUGUUCACUGUUUAAUAAUGAAGUAUACUGUAGAGUUGCACCUUACCCUUAUCGUAACUUCAACCUUUGCCCAAGUCUUCACCCUUUUUUAUGAGGAAAUACUUUAUUUGCCCACAAGAUAAACUGAUUUAUGUCCCUGAAACAUUAGUAAUACACACAUACACAAACACACACAAUGUUUGAGAAAAUGACGCACGGUGUAAAUGAGGUAAAAUAUUUCUUUGUGUUUAUUCGUCAGCUCUCUCAAACGCACAGUUGAGAGGAUGUGGUCACCUUGACAAAUCAUGGCUGGAUGUAUGGACGUGACAUUCUUCAAACACACUUUGUUGAAUCUUCAUCAUGCAUCUUUAGCUCGUCUGAACCGUCUCCUGCUUUAAAACGAGGAGAAACUGACAGAGGAACGUUCACGAGUUCUGUUUCCUCUCCGGUAUUUCACAUCACCCACAUUAUUAUCAACAUCAGAAAGAACUCAGUUCAAAAAUAAACUUAAAAUAUCUGAGGAAUGUAUGAAAACAUAUGAGGCCACUGUCAUUAGUGUGUUUUUUUGUAUAGCAUUUUGAUGCCAGGAAUACAGAGCGCUCUGCCUCCUUUUCACAUGACCAAAGUGCAUUUUACAUUCUGUAGACUCUCACAUUAAUUUUCAGUUCGCGAUAAAGAAACAUGUUUGAUGUCUUAUAUCCUCUUUUGCACAAAGUACUAUUUUUCUCUUCUCCUAUGCCUUUGCUUUGACUGUAGACAUGUUGCUUUCUCAUGUUUAAUUUCAGCGGACUUUCGGUACAAUAUGGCAAACUGUGAACUCUGAGCAAAGUCACCAAGCCCUCCCGUGAAUCUCACUUUGUUUUGCUGCGCCACAUCAUCGUUCAUGAUUUCUGCAUUAAUGGAUGCGAGUCUCGGUGCUACAGUUUUUUUUUUUGUUUCCUA
Molecule: messenger RNA, 4937 nt
Organism: Pleuronectes platessa (European plaice)
Lineage: Eukaryota; Metazoa; Chordata; Actinopteri; Pleuronectiformes; Pleuronectidae
Product: mucin-17
Exons: 25
Coding region: 90-2231 (713 amino acids)
Source: RefSeq, a predicted model, not a curated record